This is a messenger RNA of Aureobasidium musti, 939 nucleotides long. Lineage: Eukaryota; Fungi; Ascomycota; Dothideomycetes; Dothideales; Saccotheciaceae. The record is from the annotation of a GenBank genome assembly.
AUGUCAAGUCUUGACUCAAUACCAGGAGCGUAUUGGCCAAACGGCUGGUCGAAGGAGUUCCUGCUCCAUGCUACCUCCGCUGACAUCCUUUCUCUUUCAGAUGAUGAAAAGAACCGCAUGUUUGACAGCUUGCGUUCCGCUCUCGGCACAGAUGGAUUCAUGGAGCUCAUGACGGAAGCAAGUCGUAACCACAAAGCACGCGUCGCCCAAGAGGAAGCCGCACGAGUUGCUGCAGGCGGCGAAAAAAUUCAGACAAUAGAUGAAUUGCGCAAGACCGAGAUGCCAUUGUACAUGAAAGCUCUGCAGCAGUAUUAUCCUGGAGACCAACCUUGGGGAUUUGUCGUCCUCAAAACAUGUUGCUAUGAUGACGAUGAGCGGUGGAGCCAGUUCNAAUCCAAGUGGGACGCUGUGAUUGCUUCAAGUUUCGACAAGGAAUCUCUCGUUGACGGCAUAUCUGAUGUCAACCGUCGAUUCAGGAUCGAUUGGAUCGAAAAUCCACAGCUGGAGAGUGCCAGUCUACAGCAGGUGACAGAACAACACUGCAGCUUUGUCGCCCCCAGCGAAGCAGUGCAUGAAGCUCUUAUGCCAAAGAUGUGCUUGGUUGUGAAUGAAGCAUCGCUGCAGUCAUUUUUCGACUCCAAAAUCCCGACUCCGACUCCAUGGACUUCUGAAACAAUGAUUCCUUAUGUUCUCGCAGUUUCUCUGGCCACCCAAAACACAGUGUAUGAUGACGAAAAUCCCGAUCAUGGCUCUCAACCAUCCUUCAAUGUUGCUGUGGGCAGUCUCAAUACACUGUGGGGUGUGAUUGCAAGCAACCUCCAGUCGUCAAGAGAGCUUAGUGCAGGCACGCGGAACAACCAGAUCUGGAUUGCAGACACCGGACCACGGUUCCAGAUGGGUAUCGCACAGGGAGCCAUGGGCCGACGAGGACAAAUGUGA